Mauremys reevesii (Reeves's turtle) is the source of this 3945-nucleotide messenger RNA. It is a transcript of the gene WFS1, whose product is annotated as wolframin ER transmembrane glycoprotein. Gene Ontology annotation, cellular component: endoplasmic reticulum; endoplasmic reticulum membrane. Gene Ontology annotation, biological process: calcium ion homeostasis; endoplasmic reticulum unfolded protein response. The coding region runs from base 417 to 3062 and encodes 881 amino acids. The record is from RefSeq and is a predicted model, not a curated record. NCBI's taxonomy places the organism in Eukaryota, Metazoa, Chordata, Testudines, Geoemydidae. Gene Ontology annotation, molecular function: protein binding. The transcript is spliced from 9 exons.
CAGGCGGGCUGCCCCUGUGCGAGGCGCCAGCUGGCUGCAGCCGCGGCGGGGGCCGGGCAGGGAGCGGGGGGCGGGGUCGGCAGCUUCCCCAGCUAGGGCUGCGGGCUGCCGGCGCGGCGCGCUGAGUCUGCGCGCAGCCGCGGGAGGAGCCGGAGCCGGAGCCGGAGCCCAACUUUGCCGGGGACUCUGCCCUGCCGGGCUCAGUAAGUUACGUUUUCAUCCUCCCUGGAAAUGCUGGGGAGAUGCUUUCCUCACCUGUUGAAGUAAAGAACUGAGAGGAAGUCCCCAAAUCAGUUAUGGAGAAUUCAGUUCACUGUGGCCAGGGAAGAGGAUUCUUUCUUACUCUUUACUAUCAGGGAUCCUAACUUCUGCCUUAUUUUCCCCACCGGUGUUCCCUUUUAAAGUAGCAAGCUGAAAUGGAUUCAGAUCCUGAUCCUUCCUCAAGUCCUUCUCACCCACAGCCACAGCAAGGAAGGUCUCAGCUAAAUGCAGCUGCUACUGUGGGCCAUAGUGAGAGUAAUCAGAAACCUGGUUCACCUUCAGGAGAUUCAUUGUCCUCUGCAACUUUUUCCCCAUCAGCUACCAGCCAUUCUAACAGCAGGGACAGAGCUGAAAGAAGUGAAGCCAUGAAAGAAGAACCUGAAGUACUCUUUGAGGAUCAGCUUGAAAAGGCCAAAGCUGGAGAACCAAAGGCCCAGACAGAGAUGGGAAAACACUACCUGAAAUUGGCAGAAGAACAGGAUGAAGAGCUCAACAACUGUAGUGCUGUUGACUGGCUGAUUCUUGCUGCUAAGCAAGGUCGAAGGGAAGCUGUCAAACUGUUGCGGAGAUGCUUAGCAGACAGAAGAGGCAUCACUUCUGAGAAUGAGCAAGAAGUGAAGAAAUUAUCAUCUGAGACUGAUCUGGAGAGAGCUGUGAGAAAAGCUGCCUUAGUUAUGUAUUGGAAAUUAAAUCCGAAGAAGAAGAAGCAGUUAGCAGUUUCUGAACUGCUGGAGAAUGUUGGGCAAGUUGACAAUGAAGCAGAUGGUGAAAAACAACCUGGCCCAGUUCCAAAGUCUGUACAGAAGCAAAGAAGAAUGCUGGAACGAUUAGUAAGCAGUGAAUCUAAGAACUAUAUCGCUUUGGAUGAUUUUGUUGAAAUAACCAAGAAGUAUGCAAAGGGAAUCAUCCCAACUAACCUGUUUGUGCAGGAGGAUGAUGAUGAUGAAUUGGCUGGAAAGAGUCCUGAGGAACUACCACUGCGACUAAAGGUUGUAAAAUAUCCACUUCAUGCUAUUAUGGAAAUUAAAGAGUACCUUAUAGAUAUUGCAUCUAAGGCAGGAAUGCAUUGGCUGUCUACUAUUAUUCCAACACACCACAUCAAUGCCCUCAUCUUCUUCUUCAUCAUCAGUAAUCUGACAAUCGAUUUUUUUGCCUUCUUUAUCCCAUUAGUCAUCUUCUAUCUGUCCUUCAUUUCCAUGGUGAUUUGCACACUGAAAGUCUUUCAAGACAGUAAGGCCUGGGAAAACUUCCGCACCCUGACUGACUUACUGCUUCGUUUCGAGCCAAAUCUAGAUGUUGAGCAAGCAGAAGUGAACUUUGGGUGGAAUCAUUUAGAGCCAUACGUUUACUUUUUGCUCUCAGUUUUCUUUGUCAUUUUUUCUUUCCCUAUAACAAGCAAAGACUUCAUACCAUGCUCAGAGUUGGCUACCAUCUCUGUUUUCUUCACAGUGACAAGUUAUAUGAGUUUAAGCACUUGUGCAGAACCCUACACGCGAAGAGCUUUAAUGACUGAGGUGGCUGCUGGCUCCCUCUCCCUAUUGCAGAUACUACCUAUAAAUUUGGGCUAUUUGAAAUUCUUAGGUAAAACCUUCUUUACUCUUCCGAUAGGCCACUUCUUCAUACUAAAUGUGAGCAUCCCUUGUCUUCUGUUCCUGUACUUGUUCUAUCUCUUCUUUAGAAUGGCACAACUGCGGAAUUUUAAAGGCACCUACUGUUACCUGGUUCCCUACCUGGUGUGUUUCAUGUGGUGUGAACUCUCAGUGGUUAUUCUGCAAGAGUCCUCCUGCAUUGGUCUCAUUCGUGCAUCAGUUGGCUAUUUUCUGUUUCUCUUUGCUCUCCCAGUUCUAAUUGUAGGCAUUGCACUCAUGUGUCUUGUGCAUUUCAUAAAGUGGUUCAUAUCUUUGGAGCUCAUGAAAAUUGUGGUGACUCUUGUGUUGUGUGGUAUUCCUUUGUUUUUACGAUGGUGGACAAAAACUAAUUUCUCCAUGGUUGAAAUGAUAAAAUCCCUAACCAGGAGUUCUAUUGUGAAACUCAUUUUGGUGUGGAUUACAGCUGUAGUGUUGUUCUGUUGGUUCUAUGUGUACCGAUCAGAGGGAAUGAAAGUCUACAACUCUACCUUGACAUGGAAUCAGUAUGGCUUCGCCUGUGGACCCCGGUCAUGGAAGGAGACUAACAUGGCACGCACCCAAAUUAUAUGUAGUCAUCUGGAAGGACACAGAGUUACAUGGACUGGGCGGUUCAAAUAUGUCAGGGUUACAGAAAUUGACAAUAGUGCAGAAUCUGCAAUAAACAUGCUUCCGCUUUUUAUUGGUGAUUGGAUUAGAUGUUUGUAUGGUGAAACCUACCCUGUGUGUGACCCAAAAAAUGUUACCAUGGAGGAGGAGGAGCUGUGUCGUCUCAAGUAUCUGACAAAGCAUGACUGUCACAUGAAAAAGUUUGAUCGAUACAAAUUCGAAUUAACUGUGGGCAUGCCUUUCAAUGGCAAAAAUGGAACUAAAGCUGUAGAGGAGGAGGAUAUAACCAAAGAUAUUGUGCUGAAGGCAAGCAACGAGUUUAAGAAAGUGUUGUUGAACUUGAGGCAAGGAAGUAUAAUUGAAUUCAGCACAAUUCUGGAGGGUCGUCUUGGCAGCAAGUGGCCUGUCUUUGAACUGAAAGCAAUCACUUGCUUAAAUUGCAUGUCUAAACUUACACCCGCAGGAAGGCAUGUGAAAAUAGAGCAUGACUGGAGAAGCACAGUGCAAAAAGCCAUUAAAUUUGCUUUUGAUUUUUUCUUUUCUCCAUUCCUGUCAGUUGCAUAUUGAGCUCAUAUACUGGUUCAAUGGUAUCUUCAAUGUAUACUGCAUUAACACUACCAAAGGUUGGCUUCUUAACAAAACCUGCUGUAGCAAUGUUCAAAAUGUAUGCUAUUCCAGAGUAUUGGUUGAGUUUUGUAGGUGUAAACACUGUACCCAGUCCUUGUAUCCCGUAGGAUUGAGGUUAUAAAUUCUAUUUAAGUAUUACUAUAAAUUAAUGCACAGAAUUGCUGCAGAGUAGAUGCAUGAACUGUUUUUUAUCCAAAAUGAACUCUUUUUCUGUGGUACAGUGCUAGGGUAUAUUCAUCUGCUUGACAUUAAAAGCACUUUACUCGUGAAAUAUUCACGGCAUUGCCCUUAUGUACUUUCACAUGUAGAAUGGAUAUCUUGUAGGCAACCUAAGAUGUAAUGUUUCUUGUAUUUAUUCAGUGGUUUCUAGAGAAGUAUUAAUUGUACAACUAGAUUGAAUCUGGUGCCAUGUGAUUGGGGUGUAUUGAACUGAACUUCUUUGCUAUUUAUUAGAUUUUAUUUGAAUGGAUCUUUUGGUGGUGGACACUACUUCACACACCAGCAAGGUUGCAACAAGAGCUCUAGUUUCCAUUUCACUUUUAUUAAGUAUUCUUCUUAAAAUGAACAUGCUAUUCACUGUAACUGGUUAUGAUAGCUACAGUUUUAUAAUCCAUGAUAGCAUGUGAAUGAUAGGCACAAGUCAGUAAGACUGGUAUUGUGGCGGUACUAGUAAUAGGCAAGCCAAAUCAAUUGAAAAGCUCUGUAUAAAAAAUCUACAAUGGAGAUGAAAUAAAAUGUCUGGUUAAUAAUAUGUAUUGUGCAAACAUAUGUAAAUAUAAACUUGAAUUAAAAUGGGAUUCUACACUCAUUGUUUAUGCUUUGA